Exserohilum turcica Et28A is the source of this 351-nucleotide messenger RNA. RefSeq lists its product as uncharacterized. The record is from RefSeq and is a predicted model, not a curated record. The annotation marks the transcript as partial. The transcript has a single exon. NCBI's taxonomy places the organism in Eukaryota, Fungi, Ascomycota, Dothideomycetes, Pleosporales, Pleosporaceae.
ACUAGGGCUAGCAAGAGCGUGUUGUUUAUGCUGCUAGCGUUGGUGUCAACUAGGGUUACUGUGGUGGUGGUGCUGCUAGUGGCACUGCGGUUUGACAUGAAGGCACGGUGUGACGAGCUGGGGAUUGUUAGUGGGGAGUGGGAUAGCCGGCGUCCGUACAGGAGCGUGCAGAUUAUGUUUGUGACGCCGGAAGCAGCGGUGGGAGAGGCGUUUAGGCAUUACAUCAAUCGGGAGCGGUCGAUAGGGCGGCUAGAUCGGAUUGUGAUUAACGAAUGUCACUCGAUACUAGACUCGCUCAAGGGGUUCCGCAGCCGGCUGCUGGGACUGCGACAAUUGCUCUGGGUAGAGACG